AUGCACCGGUCGGCCCGUGGGCCGUGCAGCCGGGACUUUGAUGCAUGGGCGUACAACAUUAGGUGGCCGCAGCAAAAGGCCUUCUUGCCGCUGCUCGGCGUCGCAAGACUGACGGUGGAGGACAUCAAAUUUGCGUACAACGCGUGGUGUCUUCUGCGUCUUGCGAUGUUUUUUGGCACCGGACACCCAAAGAUUCUGAGCCCGCUGGUGAACACCACCCCCUCAAUGGAUAUCAUGUACGGCGGAAACCGUCUGUUCUACAUGCACGCCGACGUCGGGGCGAGGCUGUCGCGCCGGAGUCCCAAAGUUGCCCUCACCCCCUGCCAUCCGGCCGCACGGCCGCUGCAGAGCUUUCCGUGGCGAACCGUUUCCUCCGCGGCGGGCAAAGGCGGCACGCAGGACGAAGCGACGGACGGCGGCGUGGAGAUUGUGCUUGGGAUGGAAAAUGGGUUGUCCGCGGGCGUCGUUGCAGAGUGUGACCACUGCCUGUAUAUCCCGCAGUACGGGUCGAUUGGGUCGUUGUCGAUGAUGUCCGCCAUGGCGAUAGCUGUGCAUUCCGCGGCCAGCGCCCACGGCGACAGUCGCAUGGGCGAUGGAAACGAACCUCUUUCCGUUGCCUUGCGGGGCCAUAUGCCGCUAAGCCACGAUGCCGCUAACGGGGAGCAGCGGAAGGACCUUCCACACGAAAAGAACCUCCUCUCGCUCUCCAAUGAGGAAAUUGCGGCCAUGCUCAGGGCGAGGCGCAGCUCCUAUGCCAUGCAGCUCUCCGUCAUGGUGUACAAUGAGUUUGGUGACCGAAACAUUGGUGCGAUAAUGCGCAACGCGAAUGCGUUUAAUUGCGAGCAAAUGAUUGUGCUGCAUCGACGCAAAUUCAGCAGGCGCGGAGCGGUCGGCACGCAGCAUUUGCUGCAGACGAAAUUUCACGCGGCGAUUGACGAUGUGGAGUGUCAGCGUUCGCUUGCCGGGUACACCGUUUGGCUGCUCUACCAGUACUACCCCUACCUCAAGAUGUACGAGGACCCGCACGACGAUGGGGCCACCUUUAUUCGGCCCGACAAGCCGUUCUUCCAGGCCUGGUUUCAGGGCACCCACCGGUUGACUCAGGGGCACCCAAUGAUGCGGUGCCGUGCCUCGCAUCUGCGGGGGGCGGAGGUGUACCUGGACGACUUCGCCUCCGUGCGUGCGGCUGUGAGGCGCGCCGCGCACGAGGGCCACCGCGGGAUCAUGCUGGUCGUCCCAGAGGAGGGGGCCUCGUUCCCGUGCGACAUUGUAAGUCGUGCGAGCCGCAUCGUCUACGUUGUGCAUCCCGACCGCCUUGCGAGGGAGGUGCAACGCGGGCUCAACGGGGCGCUAUCCUCUGCAAUUGCACUAGAGCGAUUAAGAACCGCAGUUGACGGCCUAUAA
Trypanosoma conorhini is the source of this 1404-nucleotide messenger RNA. Its product is annotated as putative SpoU type methylase. The record is from RefSeq and is a predicted model, not a curated record. Bases 1 to 1404 code for a protein of 467 amino acids. Lineage: Eukaryota; Euglenozoa; Kinetoplastea; Trypanosomatida; Trypanosomatidae. The transcript has a single exon. Gene Ontology annotation, biological process: tRNA nucleoside ribose methylation. Gene Ontology annotation, cellular component: cytosol.